Carya illinoinensis is the source of this 761-nucleotide messenger RNA. RefSeq names its product mitochondrial pyruvate carrier 4. The transcript has 5 exons. Lineage: Eukaryota; Viridiplantae; Streptophyta; Magnoliopsida; Fagales; Juglandaceae. Gene Ontology annotation, biological process: pyruvate import into mitochondria. Bases 16 to 486 code for a protein of 156 amino acids. Gene Ontology annotation, cellular component: mitochondrial inner membrane. The record is from RefSeq and is a predicted model, not a curated record.
UUUGUGGUGGUGAUUAUGGUUUGCAAAAAAUUAAAAUAUGUACUAUUUCUUUGUUUCCUUUUGCGCGAUUUGGAAGCUUUGCUUUCGAAAAUCUUAGCUCGUGCGGCCUCGUUUCCGUACGAGUCGCUUGGACAUGGAUAUGGGUUUAGAUUCACGAAGUUUAGGUCGGAGAUUGAACAAAUCAAAAAGCGACCUUUGCGAGUGCAGAAUGUUCACUUUUGGGCACCAACCUUCAAAUGGGGCAUCAGCAUAGCUAACGUUGCUGACUUCUCCAAACCACCUGAAAAGCUUUCAUAUCCUCAGCAAAUAGCGGUUACAUGCACUGGAAUUAUCUGGUCACGUUAUAGCACAGUAAUCACUCCGAAGAAUUGGAACCUUUUCAGUGUCAAUGUUGCAAUGGCCACAACAGGGCUGUACCAACUUUCACGCAAAAUACGGCACGACUAUUUUUCUGAGCCAGAAGCAGCCGUUGCAAAUGACGACUGAGAAGUCCUAAACUUCCAUUUGCCUCCUUGCAUUUGUUGAUUAUCAAUGUACUUGUAUACCAUCUACAAAUAAGAGAGCUCUUGGAAUCUUGAGCAGCCAAGUUUCCCAAAUGGAUUGAUAAAAUUUUUCAAUAUUUCUGAGAAUCAUUUGUUUUCUGUUUGAAAUAUCGUGAAUGUAACUAUUUACACUCCACAAUUCCAUGUAGUUUGUCACAUGGAGAGAUUGUUGCUUGAAUUCUAACCAAGCUGCUAAUAGACACCACCUUCCACAUCAAA